Molecule: messenger RNA, 977 nt
Organism: Gavia stellata (red-throated loon)
Lineage: Eukaryota; Metazoa; Chordata; Aves; Gaviiformes; Gaviidae
Gene: FKBP1B
Product: FKBP prolyl isomerase 1B
Exons: 4
Coding region: 81-407 (108 amino acids)
Biological process (GO): regulation of cardiac muscle contraction by regulation of the release of sequestered calcium ion
Cellular component (GO): sarcoplasmic reticulum membrane
Molecular function (GO): peptidyl-prolyl cis-trans isomerase activity
Source: RefSeq, a predicted model, not a curated record
CGUGCCAAGGGGUGCAGCACCCAGCCGAGCCGUGCCAAGGGGUGCAGCACCCAGCCGAGCCGCGCCGCGCCACUGCCGCCAUGGGGGUGGAGAUCGAGACCAUCUCUCCGGGAGACGGACGGACAUUUCCAAAGAAGGGUCAGACAUGUGUGGUGCACUACACAGGAAUGCUACAGAAUGGAAAGAAGUUUGAUUCCUCCAGAGACAGAAACAAGCCUUUCAGGUUCAAGAUUGGCAGGCAAGAGGUCAUUAAAGGAUUUGAAGAAGGUGUUACACAGAUGAGCUUAGGACAAAGAGCAAAGUUGACCUGCACACCUGAGAUGGCCUAUGGAGCCACAGGCCACCCUGGGGUCAUCCCUCCCAAUGCUACUCUCCUCUUUGAUGUGGAGCUUCUCAGGUUAGAGUGAAUCUUCUCGAGGGAGUUGGCUGGAGACGUCUGUUAAUAACCAUCCGUUCUUUCUCGCCUUGCCAGCAGUGGGAGAAAUUGUCACUGGAAAUCCCAAUCUUCCCUGCUCAAGCUGUCCUGUCAAUAGCGCCUGCCGUUCGGUUUCUUACGCCUUCAUUCUCUUUUUUAACUUUGUGGUGUCCGUAUUUGCCUUUUAUUAGAAGCUUUGCUUUGGAAAAAUGUCUACCUUUGUGGCAUUUUCAAGUUGUACAUUUUAUUUAAUUUGCAUGUAAGAAGAAUUCACAGUGAUGAUUGAAAAUAUAUAUAUAAAUAUAAAUAUAUCUAUAUAUUCCUUAUUGAAAAACCACUGCCUUACUGUACACUUAAACCAAGAAAAAAAACCACAAAAGGUGCUCAAAAAAAAAAAAAUCCAAUGUACGCCUUGUACAUGAACGGGCAUUAGCCAAACAGAGUUACCUGCGCUGCCACUUUUCUCAACUUGUACGUUCUGCUUGCUGCUGUUUUAAAAAAUACUGUCUCAUUUAAGAAUUAGAAUUAUAUAUAUAAAACAAUAAAAUCUUGGUACUUUACA